UCAUGGCGGAUAAAGCGCAAAUACAGGAGGCGAUAAAAGUUCAAGGGGAGGUGGUGCGAAAACUUAAAGCAGAAAAAGCCAAUAAGGAACAGUGCUAGGGUCGCUCACCACUUUUCUCCUGUUCUUCCUGCUUGCUGCUGCGGUUCCUCCGUAUUUCUUCUGUCAUCAUCAUCAUCAUCAUUGGUGUCCUCGUCAUCUUCCUCUCCUGAUCACUUGGAUCCUGCGCGUGAUGUCCUGCUCCUGAACUUUGGUCCGACUGCGUUUGGAAAAUGGCCACCCUCGGCUUGGCAUGUGUGCGUCUCUGUGCUGGACUGACGGGACGCCGGGCUUCACCGUGGCUCCGCCCCCUGCGCUGCCUUUCUGGGAUGACUGUAUCACAGAUCGAUGAAGAAGUUGCCAAACUGUUAGAGUUGAAGGCUCGGCUCGGAGGAGACGAUGGCAAACAGCUGUUUGUUCUUAAGACAGCAAAGGGGACCAGGGACUACAACCCCAAACAGAUGGCCAUCAGAGAGAAGGUCUUCAACAUCAUCAUCCACUGCUUUAAACGCCAUGGUGCUGAGACCAUCGACACCCCUGUCUUUGAGCUCAAGGAAACGCUGACGGGGAAGUACGGUGAAGACUCCAAACUCAUCUACGACCUGAAAGACCAGGGAGGAGAGCUGCUGUCUCUCCGAUACGACCUCACCGUUCCUUUUGCUCGCUACUUGGCCAUGAACAAGAUCACGAACAUCAAACGCUAUCACAUCGCCAAGGUGUACCGCAGAGACAACCCCGCCAUGACCCGGGGCCGUUACCGAGAGUUCUACCAGUGUGAUUUUGAUAUUGCAGGACAGUAUGACCCGAUGAUCCCUGAUGCAGAGUGUUUGAGAAUCGUUUAUGAGAUCCUGAGUGAGCUGGACCUGGGCGACUUCUGCAUUAAGGUGAAUGACCGGCGCAUUCUGGACGGGAUGUUUGCAGUGUGCGGCGUUCCAGAUGAGAAAUUCCGCACCAUCUGCUCGACUGUGGACAAACUGGAUAAGAUGCCAUGGGAGGAUGUGAAGAAUGAGAUGGUGAAUGAAAAAGGCCUGUCUGAGGAUGUGGCUGAUCAGAUCGGGGAGUACGUCAGCAUGAAGGGAGGACUGGAUCUGGCAGAGAGGCUGCUGCAGGACCCAAAGCUUUCCCAGAACAAGCAGGCGUGUGCCGGCCUCACCGACAUGAAACAGCUGUUUGGUUACCUGCAGCUCUUCCAGGUCACGGAUAAGGUGGUGUUUGAUCUGAGUCUGGCACGUGGCUUGGACUACUACACCGGUGUGAUCUACGAGGCUGUGCUGUGUCAGACGCUGCAGCCCCCCACGCCGGCAGCCGCAGAGCAGAACGGAGCUGUGCCUGGGGACGAGGCGGGGGUGAGCGUGGGCAGCGUGGCAGGCGGAGGGCGCUACGACGGACUGGUGGGCAUGUUCGACCCCAAGGGGAGGAAAGUCCCCUGUGUAGGCGUCAGCAUCGGCAUUGAGAGGAUCUUCUCCAUAAUGGAACAGAAAGCAGAGAUGUCUGCGGAGAAAAUCCGCACCACAGAAACGCAGGUUCUGGUGGCCUCCGCACAGAAGAACCUUCUGGAAGAGAGACUCAAACUGACCACUGAGCUGUGGAACGCAGGAAUUAAAGCUGAAGUGCUGUAUAAAAAGAACCCGAAGCUGCUGACUCAGCUGCAGCACUGUGAGGAGACCGGCAUCCCCCUGGUGGCCAUUUUGGGAGAACAGGAGCUCAAAGAUGGAGUCGUCAAGCUGCGCAACGUGGCCAGCCGAGAGGAGGUGGAUGUGUCCAGGGCAGAACUGGUGGAAGAAAUCAAGAAGCGGACGUCACAAGCCUAAAUAGAGAUGCACUUAUUUAUCAUGUACCAAUACACCCUCCGUGGGUCUGAGAGUCCAGUCGCAACUUUUUACAUGUACCCACAAUGUGUUACUCUAUCAUGUCUAUUUCCUGCCUGUAAUAAAUAAACCUGAUCAGGUCAAACAUGCCAAAUAAAUAUGAUGUUCUA
Molecule: messenger RNA, 2014 nt
Organism: Neoarius graeffei (lesser salmon catfish)
Lineage: Eukaryota; Metazoa; Chordata; Actinopteri; Siluriformes; Ariidae
Gene: hars
Product: histidyl-tRNA synthetase
Exons: 14
Coding region: 270-1847 (525 amino acids)
Biological process (GO): mitochondrial translation; histidyl-tRNA aminoacylation
Cellular component (GO): cytoplasm; mitochondrion
Molecular function (GO): histidine-tRNA ligase activity; ATP binding; identical protein binding
Source: RefSeq, a predicted model, not a curated record